This is a messenger RNA of Monopterus albus (swamp eel), 2125 nucleotides long. RefSeq lists its product as uncharacterized. Lineage: Eukaryota; Metazoa; Chordata; Actinopteri; Synbranchiformes; Synbranchidae. The transcript has 9 exons. The record is from RefSeq and is a predicted model, not a curated record. The coding region runs from base 54 to 893 and encodes 279 amino acids.
UAUAUUGGCAAAGCACAGCAAAGCACCUAAACUACAUCUGUGUUCCUCCCACAAUGAAGCUGCUGGGCCUGAUCGAGCUUAGUCUCAUACUGAUUCUGACCUCACAAGGUCAAAGCUGGAAUAUUACGGUCACUAGAUACAUUAAUGCACAAUGGGGCUCAGAGGUGACCAUACCAUGUGUGUUUACUUAUCCGGCCAAACACCACACUGAAAAUGUUCAAGUUUACUGGAAAAAGCCUGGGAGAAGUAACUUUGUUACUGGUGACAAGGAUGUAAACUCGUUUGUUUUUCACCCAAAUGACACAUAUGUGCUUGAGAAGUACAGAAGAAAGACCAUGCUCAUCGGAAAUAAAAAUAAUGGAAACUGCUCCCUCCGGAUCCUAAACGUCACAGAUAAUGAACCAGAACUCUAUAUGAGACUUAUUGGAAAGGGUGAAAAGUACAGUUUCCGCAAGGAUUUUGUCUCUCUUUUUGUGUAUGAUGUUACACCAGCCACUUUUAACCCAGAAAUUGCAAGGCACCCAUUUCACACCACUGAAUCCAUGAGCACAGCUGUGAUCGACAACAAAACAACAUCAAUGUAUAUGACCAUUUUUGUACCAGUUUCUGCACUUCUGAUCAUUGUUCUCACCAUUGGAACUUUCUGUUGCAUAAAACACAAAAGGUCACAGUCUUUGACCAGGGAGGGAUCUGGAUAUUAUGCUAAUUGCAGCAGAGCAUCAGCAAAUCAAGCUAAAAGUGAGGCAUCUUCCACAAAACAUGAAACCAAGAAACUUCCUAACCCGAAGAAGGCCACUGAUGAACCUGUCUAUGCCAACAUUGCGGCCACUGCAGGUCAAGUGGAUCAAAGUGUGGAUCACACAGAUAAUAUAUAUGUAAAUUUGACAUAUUGAAAAAUUGUACAAAAACUGCAUCUUACAACUCUCUAUGGAUUUUAACGCAGUCUUUGUAAUCUGCAUUAUUUUGUGCACAUGUUCAUGUCUAUGUACAAACAUGUGGUAUGGGUUGUGGGAUGCAUGGCAGCUAGAUUGUCUUUUUAAAGAAGAAAGGAUGCGCAACAUCCUCCAAGUGAUUUUAUCAGAUUAAAAUGUCAUUGUGGAGCAGAAGACAGCAGAGUCACAAUUAUUCUGCAUUUACUGGCAUAUGGUUGCAAAAUUUAUGAGGAAUCAGCCAGGAAUGGCUUGUAAAACAUGAACUUGUUUAGUUUAUAAAACUUUUAGAGGUAUGAUGAAUUUUUGAGCUGUAGCGAUUGUGGGCAUGUCCAUAAGCCAAUUGCCAAGUUGCGGCUGUCUUAAAAUCACUUUUUUUUUUUUACCUAAGGCAGUUGGCCAAAGUAAAGUCAUCGGUUUCUAGACGGCACUUUGAGACACUUAUUCAUGCUUUUAUCACCACCCGAUUGGAUUACUGCAAUGCAUUGUAUCUGGGGAUUAGCGAGUCUUCUAUUACUUGCCUCCAGAUGGCCCAAAAUGCUGCAGCCCGCCUUUUAACAGGUAUGAGUAAAUAAGAGCACAUUUCUCCAGUUUUGGCUUCCUUGCACUGGUUACCUGUUUAUUUUAGGUUCCACUAUAAAAUUGUAUUAUUAGUUUUUAAAUCCCUUCAUGGCUUUGCACCUUCUUAUUUAUCUUUCUUCUUUGAGGCCAGCUAAUCAGUUUCUUUUGAGUGUGCCCAGAACAAAGUGCAAGCUUAGAGGUGAUAGAGCUUUUGCGGCUGCUGCUCCCAAAUUAUGGAAUGAUUUACCGCUGCCCAUCAGACAAGCCUCUUCUUUGCUGUUUUUAAGUCCUUUUUGAAAAACUUAUUUAUUCUCGUUGGCUUUUUGAUUUUAUACUGGUGUUGAUUUUAUCUGUAGUUGUAAGUAAUGUUUAUUCUUAAUGUAUAUUGUUAUUUACAUUGUACCACACUUUGGUCCAAUUUGGCUGUUUUUAGUGCUUUAUAAAUGAAGUUGGAAUGGGAGUGUAAGCCUUACAGCAGUAUAUAUAGUGCUGGGGUUUUCAACUAACUGUGGCCCAGUGACCACCACCAUGACUAAGAAGUAACAUGAGGAAGGUGGAUAGACUGGAUGGGCACUAUUUUUAUCAUGAAAGUUGCCUUGUCUUUUCUAAAUGUUAUAUACAGUGCCUUGCGAAAG